CUUAGUAAGUCAGAGUUAUCUAACAUAAAAAAGAAAAACAACAACAGAAAUACUUACGAAAAGAAAAUGAUGCUGACAUUUCUUGUCAUAGAAUAGAUCCAGAUUCUGCACUCUAGACUAGUUUUUUACACCAGAGUUUACUAUAAAUGCAUAAAAGCUCCAAGCCUGCUGCUUCAACCCAGUCCUCCUUUAAAUCUCCUGUGACAAAGCAGUUUAAAUCUCCAUUAAACAGAUCAUCUGACACACCCUGCACUUGCACUGAAUCACAGCUUCAAGAGCAGAUUGAGACCCUCAGAAAAACCUUGGCGAAAACUGAAUCUGAAAUUGAACAGCUGACAGCUUUAGGCUACAAAGAAAAAGAGCUUCAAGAGCAUAUUGACAAGUUGCAUGAAUACAAUGAAAUCAAAGAUGUCGGACAGAUGUUGAUGGGAAGAAUAGCAGAGGCAGAAGGAUUGCAAACCAAAGAUUUGUAUGAAAGAUAUGAAUUGAAUUUUAAUGACUGAAGACAUCACCUGUGAGGUGUCAAAUAUUUGCCAAACUGUGAGUCUGAACAUCUGAAGUCAAAGUCUGCUGUACUUUAAAAAUAAUAAAACUCUGACUUUUUACUCUUUUGGGCUUUACUAACUAAAUUUUAAGUUAACAUUAAAUCAGUUUAGAAGCUUGGACUAGCUAACACAGAGAGCCUUGUUUUUAUAUUUACUAGAGAGAAAGAAAAAAAACUUGUGACACCAUGGCAGAAACUGAAACAGAGACAUCAGAGGUUUUGAGUUGGCAUUUUGUGGGCAGCAUAGAUGAGUUAAAGAGCAAAGCAUGUCGAAAAAUCUACAUGGAGGGUGGACCCAACCUGGCCUUGUUUUAUGUCGAGCCUGGCAAGUUUUUCUUGACCAACUCCUCUUGCCCACAUGCCAAGGGACCCCUGGAGCAGGGAAGUAUCGAGGACUUAGGAGGCAGCUACCAACUGACUUGCCCCAUGCAUUACUUCACAUUUGAUCUGGAGACUGGGGAAUCUCCUAUGGGGCCCAAGCUCAGGACAUACCAGACUGAGCAGAGAGAGGACGGGCUGUAUGCACUAAUCCCUCGGCCCGUAUCUUUAACUAGAUAGACCUUUAGACCAAUGGUGACGUCACAGCAUUAUAUCUUUGACAAAACUACUGUUAACAUUUAAAGAACAAAUAUAUUUUUAUAUUUAUUACCUUGAAAAUUGUUGAAAUGUAAUGUUUGGUAAUUUAUCUAAAGUUGUUUACUCUUUGAGAUUAUUCCAAAAUUUAGCAAGAGACCGAAUUGGCUGUUUUGCUGUCUUUUGUAUCAUGUCUAUUAACAAAUAUUUUACUAACUUGUAAAUGUUAUACUUGUUAUAUUGGGUAAUUCAAACAGAUGCAAUGUUUUACCUGUUAUAAUUCAAAGACCAAAAGCUUAAAGAAUUUGUUUCAAUUUUUCUUUUUCUACCGUGCAGUAUAGCACAUAGGAUUAUUGAGUCUGCCAAGAAGGCAAAACAAUGGAACUAAUUAACUCAAUAUGUAGAGUUCUAGUCAUUUAAAUAUAACAUAGCUAUAUAACAUAUGUAAUGCAGUGUUUUCUUCUUUUUAUGCAUCAUUGCUUGCUUAGAAAUAUGAGUGGUAGCCAUAUAAUUAGAAGAAAUGUAUGGUAUUUAAUAAAAAAAAUAUAGAUGGAGAAUCGUAGUCAUCUAGCAUCGCAUGCACUAGACAAAUACUUAAGUUACAGGUGUGAGGAUUUCUGUUUUUCUGUAGUGCCAAUAUUUUUGGAUGAUUGUAUAUAUAUAUGAUUGUUUCACUAUAUUUCUUAUCUUUCCUUUUUUAUAUCUGUAAUGGCACAAACAGAAUCACUUGCCGGGGAUAUUUAAAAUGAUUAAAACACACACAGAAACUCAUAAAUGCAAACAAUUCAUUGAUUGUCAAUUCAGCAUCAACUUGACAUAAAAUUCUUGUUAAUUCAAUGGAGUAAUAAAACCACAAAAUACUGUUUCUUAGUUAUACUGGAGUCAUAUUGUUACAACUUUACUCUGAUACAACUUUAUACUGGUGAUACUUAGUACUGACACAACUUAAUACUGAUACGUCUUUAUGCUGAUACAAUUUAGUACUGAUACAACUGAACUUUCUAUAUUUAACUUGACUCUAAACAUUUCGUGGACUUGCAACUGCUUAAGGACCCAUUACAAUGCAAGGACCCCGACUAACUCGCUUUCUUUCCUCCAAUUUAUACCUUUUUAAAUCGUCUUUUCCAGAAUCGUAGAAACUUCUAUUGUAAAUAUUUGUAAUAACUAUGACCCUCUAGAAACUGACGUAUGUGACUUUGUUUCAUGGCUGCUUUCUCUGAUUGGAUGGUUAUAAUAAACAUAUUUAUUCUGCGACUUUUUUUACCUGACCCCCGUUUCUAGAAAGAGGUAGAAUGAGGUCAUAGUGACAAUAGACCCCACCUCAUAUUUAUCCAGAUAGAUUGCUUUUUGAGACAUGUUGCUUUUUUAAGGCAUGCAUAUACAUGGUACUUUCUUUUUCAUGCUAUUUGAUCUAUUGCCUUCUUGUCUGGUCUGAUUUAAUUUUGUUUUGUUUUUUAAAUAUUUAUUGUAAUUUUAUGUAUGACCUUCUGGUUUGAUCUGACUCAAUUUUGGUUUAUUAUUGUUUAUUAACACCAGGUAUAGGUUUAUUGUAAUUUGCUGUCUUACCUUCUUCUUUUAUCUGAGUGAGUCUGUCUUUUUUAAACCACAUGUAAUUUAUUGUAUGAAUAAACAAUAAUGAUUUUUUUUUAGGUUACCAUUAUUUGCAUAUCCCUUGAAAUGCUUUAUAACUUAAUAAGAGCUUACCCUUAUAGUUCUCAUGAUUUCACAUCAUAGUGAAGUCAAUUUUUUUUGUUUGUCACUAAAUGUAAACUUGUUUGUUAUAGCUGCUUUCUAUGGCCCACAGUUAACGAGAGUGUCAUGUGGCCAGCACAAUGACCAACCGCCUUUUCCCCAACUAAUGUCUGGUACCCAUUAGAGCUGGGUGGACUCAAAGGUCAAAGAUCCCGAAAUUAAAAAACCUAGUCUUCACCAGGAUUUGAACCCAGGAUCCCCGGCUUUGAGGCUAAGCACUUUACCUCUCAGCCACCACACCUCCAGCUGUAAUAAUACUCAUUCAUAAACAUAAAACUUUACAGGCUUUGCUUUGUGCUAAGAAAUCUUUGCUUUCCAUUUCAUUGUUCCCAUAUCAGACUUCCUAUUAAAUGAAACAAAUUAUUUUUUUACUCAUUUUUCUUGUAUUUAGUAAAAAAAAUUUUAUUAGACUUUUUCAAACAGGGAUCUAUGAAUGUUUAAUAAUUCUUUUUUUUUAACUUGGAACUUGAUUUUAAUAAGUACUUCCUGUCCUUUCUGUUUUAAGUUUAAACGUUUGUAAAAGGUUGAAUUUGUUUUGAAUUACUUGACUUAAAAAAAUGAAUUCUUUGUUACGCACAACUGUUAGACAAAAAUAAAAUUGUUACAUUUACUUUUUACACACAUGGACUAAUUCAAUAAAUUACAAAAGCCAAGUGUCCCAGUACUAUUGUAAUAUUUAAUCUUUCAAAUACCCGGUAUGAUGCAUUGCACCAUUUUUGAAAUGUAGUUAACUGGAAAAAUGAAAGUCAAGAACAUCAAUUAGAUAUUUUCAUCUUUGGCAUAAAAACUAAAGCUAGCUCUAUUUUGGUGUAUCUGAUAUAUAGAAUAAAGGAAGUUUUGUUACGCUAUUCUUCUUCUUCUUUCUCAUUUUUCAAUUCAGAGGGUUCAGAUCAGUAAUCCUAUAUCUGAGAUGAACCACGCUGUGGUUUUCAGAUCAGGCAGUUCUCUCUAUAGUUUUUCUUCUGUAGGAGGGUUUUGGGGCCCAGUCUUGUUUGGGCCUCUUGAUAUAGUAUGCAGCUUUGAAGGACUUGGUCAGGAUUCUCUGGUGAUGCUCCACAAGGGCAAGUUUCGCUAGUCCAGACUUUUAGCUUUCAGAACAUGUUAAGCUAUGUUUCUUAAAAUUAUAUGACAUUUGUUUGGCACUACAGAAUACUUGGCAACAUUGAAAAAGUAAAAUUGUAAAUAAAACAAAUAGUAUUAAGUUAAGUGAAGUACCAUAACAGAAUUUGAACUGAAAUAUAAUUUAAAGUUAAAUUAUAAAUGUGCAAGGAGUGCGGUGGCUGAGUGGAUAAGUGCUUGACUUACAAACCUGGGGUCCUGCGUUUGAAAGAUGGUGAAGAAUAGGAUUUUGAAUUUCUGGAUUUUUAGAUCGCCCCUGAGACCACCCAAUUCUAAUGGGUACCUGACAUUAGUUGGGGAAAGUAAAGGCAGUUAGUCAUUGUGCAUGACACCCUGUUAACCUUUGGCCACAGAAACAGAUUACCUUAAUUUCAUCUGUCCUAUAAAUCACUAUGUCUGAAAAGGGAACUUAUAUAAAUGUGGACAGCUAAAAUAUUUUUAAAAAGCAUUGAAAUAAAUCUGUAACGCUUGUUUACGAACAAGAUCUGAAACUGAAUUAAGUGUAAGGGGAAAUAAAUCAGUUUCAAUUCUUGUAUUUAUAGUUCAAUUUUAUAUUUUCAUUUCUAUAUUUUUAGCGGCUUUAAAGAAUUGUUUUUACUUAGUGUUAAAACUUGAGGGAUGGGAGCAUAUUUAUCCAGAUGAUUUUUCAACCAAAUAAAAUGUUUACUAGGGAUAUCUUAACAAACUAGAUAAAAAGGAAUUAAUAAAUAAUUGUUUUUAUUGCAUUUUAUUAAAAAAAAAAUCAUUAGUUAAAAAUUAAUUGUCUUUCCAAAUAGGACCUUUAAAUAUAUAAUAUGCUCAUUAUUUAUUUUAUAAGCCCUAAGAUGUAAGCAAUGUAGAAAAGAUCUUCGCCAACAUAAAAGUAGGGGGGAGAGGACAUUCAUUAUUUCUUUGUUCUCGAAAUACUUACCAGAGGUCGUAUCUGCCCUCUACUUUGAUCAAACACAGGCACGACAUGGCCUAAAAUUGUGCCGAUGUGCCUAAAACCAAAACCAAACUUGAUCAAACCAGUAUUGCCCUAACUACAGCCUGCAGGCCAUAUUUCACCCAUGAUCAGGAGCCUUUUGGCCCCAUGAAACUUCAGCCCAGUGUUUAAUGCGUUCACAGAGGAUUACUUUUCCAUUGCUUGAUGCAGCAAUGCUGCUUAUGGAAGAUGUGCUCGUAAUACAUAUGGCCAUUAGGCUAAAAAGGUUUGCUACCGUACCACUCACUUAUGUAAACCUUGUUUUGGCAAACUAGUGUUGAUCUUUAGU
Molecule: messenger RNA, 5241 nt
Organism: Biomphalaria glabrata
Lineage: Eukaryota; Metazoa; Mollusca; Gastropoda; Planorbidae
Product: DNA repair protein SWI5 homolog
Exons: 5
Coding region: 147-503 (118 amino acids)
Biological process (GO): double-strand break repair via homologous recombination
Cellular component (GO): Swi5-Sfr1 complex; Swi5-Swi2 complex
Source: RefSeq, a predicted model, not a curated record